AUGUUUUCCAGAUUGCUCCCCUCAUGGGGCCGCAACACACUAACGGGGAGCGUACCACGUCCCUCAAUUUACCUGCGGAGGGUUAUCUUGAAUACAGAGAAGAGGUGUUUCUCAAGGAAUUCCUUGCUGCAUGAGAAGCACCAUGCCUCCGCGGCACCGUUCAAUACGCCGCAAUCGCAGCAGCGCAACACGUCUACUAUGUACUAUACCAUCAGUAUGAUCCUCGGAACCGUCGCACUCGCCUACGGCUCUGUUCCACUUUACAAAAUGAUCUGCCAGCAGACCGGCUGGGGCGGCCAGCCGAUUCUUACCCAUCGCGUCGGCGACGGCGAUACGGCCUCACGUGUGACCCCCGUGACAGACUCCCGACGUCUUCGCAUUACCUUUAACGGAUCUGUAUCUGAUGUGCUGCCUUGGAAAUUCACACCGCAACAACGAGAGGUUCGGGUGCUACCGGGUGAGACAGCCCUGGCUUUCUACACUGCAAUCAACAAAGGUCCUCAGGAUAUCAUUGGAGUCGCAACGUACAGCGUUACCCCGGGACAAGUGGCGCCGUACUUCAGCAAGAUCCAGUGCUUCUGCUUUGAAGAACAGAAAUUGAACGCGGGAGAGACGGUGGAUAUGCCUGUUUUCUUCUACAUCGAUCCCGAUUUCGCUACCGAUCCGAACAUGAAGGGCAUCGAUACAAUCACGCUAUCUUAUACAUUCUUCAAAGCGAAAUAUGAUGACAAUGGAGUUCUGAAGCCCAUCCCGGCAUAA
Messenger RNA from Penicillium canariense, 759 nucleotides. Its product is annotated as cytochrome c oxidase assembly protein. Gene Ontology annotation, cellular component: mitochondrial inner membrane. The record is from RefSeq and is a predicted model, not a curated record. Bases 1 to 759 code for a protein of 252 amino acids. The transcript has 4 exons. Lineage: Eukaryota; Fungi; Ascomycota; Eurotiomycetes; Eurotiales; Aspergillaceae. Gene Ontology annotation, molecular function: copper ion binding.